Messenger RNA from Pistacia vera, 672 nucleotides. Its product is annotated as RGG repeats nuclear RNA binding protein A-like. The transcript has a single exon. Lineage: Eukaryota; Viridiplantae; Streptophyta; Magnoliopsida; Sapindales; Anacardiaceae. Bases 1 to 672 code for a protein of 223 amino acids. The record is from RefSeq and is a predicted model, not a curated record.
AUGGCUAUUGUCGUGACUCAGAGUUAUUUCCAUUUAUUGACUGCUGAAGAUGGAGAUGACUUUUCUUCAAAACUCAUCACUCACAUUCCUUCCAACAACACUCCAACUUCCUUGCCUGCAGAUGCCAAGAAGAAGAAGACCAACAAGAAGCAACUAGCCGCAAAGCCUAUUGUUGCUCCCUAUCAAGAGAAGACGAUGAAAGAGCCAGUCAGUGAUCGUGGAAGACCUAAGCAAAAACAGCACUUUGAAGUAGCCAUGCAAGAUAAUAAUCAACAGAAAGAAGAACAAGUUGUUGAAAGAAACUUGACUCUGAAAGAGUAUGAGGAGGAGCUUCUUGAAAAGAAACAAGCUCUGAAUACAGUUUGGAAAACAGAUGUUGAAAGGAAAGUCGGUCUCGAUAAGGAUUUCGAAUCAAUUAAGCUUAUGUAUAAGAAGAAAACUGAUGAUGAUUAUGUCCUGGAUAAGCCUAAGAAGAAAGAGAUGAGCCAACACAACAAAGCUAAAGUUGAUGAUAAGCAUAAGGUAGUAAUAGACAUGAAUGGUUUCUUAAAACCACAGAGAAGAAGAGAAAGCAGAAAACACCCUCUUGCUGCUGAUGGAGGCAUCGUCAAGGCUCAGACUGAGACGACAAUCAACAUUGCGGAUGCGGUUCAGUUUCCUGCCCUUGAGUGA